Molecule: messenger RNA, 1530 nt
Organism: Neltuma alba
Lineage: Eukaryota; Viridiplantae; Streptophyta; Magnoliopsida; Fabales; Fabaceae
Product: phosphatidylinositol/phosphatidylcholine transfer protein SFH9
Exons: 10
Coding region: 225-1190 (321 amino acids)
Source: RefSeq, a predicted model, not a curated record
CUCUCUCACAGGACUUCACAGUCUAUUUAGUCUCUCUUUUGGUUGUGUGGCAUGUCUUUACCAAAUUUUCCUUUUGAGUAAUACUGACGGAAAAACAUUGUCGAUACAGAAACUGAACCUGAAGGGAAAAAAGUACUCGAAUUUGGUGGUUUUGUGUUACAAUUUAUAUCCCCAGAAGUUCUGAUUUUUCAGGAGGUUGAAGAACAUGGGAGUCGAUUCCCAGGAUGCCGUCGACCAGCUACGAGCAUUGGUGGAUCAAGCAUGUUCAUCAAGGAUAUAUCACUGAAACAUUGGUGCGGUUUCUAAAAGCAAGGGAGUGGCAUGUUUCAAAGGCCCACAAAAUGCUGGUCGAUUGUUUGAACUGGAGAGUACAAAAUGAAAUUGACAACAUAUUAUCAAAACCCAUAGUUCCUCCUGAUUUGUACAGAGCUGUGCGGGAUUCACAACUAAUUGGAUUGUCUGGAUACUCAAGAGAGGGCCUGCCUGUCUUUGCUAUUGGAGUUGGCCUUAGUACGUUUGACAAAGCAUCUGUCCAUUAUUAUGUGCAGUCUCACAUUCAAGUAAAUGAAUAUCGUGACCGUGUAAUAUUGCCUACUACAUCAAAGAAGCAUGGGCGACCUAUCACCACAUGUGUGAAGGUCUUGGAUAUGACUGGACUGAAGCUGUCAGCCCUGAAUCAAAUUAAGUUGUUAACAAUUAUAUCAUCCAUUGAUGAUCUCAACUAUCCUGAGAAGACAAAUACUUAUUACAUUGUGAAUGCCCCAUACAUAUUUUCAGCCUGCUGGAAGGUUGUGAAGCCACUUCUACAGGAGAGAACGAGGAAAAAGGUGCAGGUCUUGCCAGGUAGUGGGCGAGAUGAACUGUUGAAGAUCAUGGAUUACGCAAGUUUGCCACAUUUCUGUAGAAAAGAAGGGUCUGGUUCAUCUAGACAUUCAGAGAGUGGAAGUGAAAACUGCUAUUCCUUGGAUCAUCCCUUCCACCAAGAGCUCUACAAUUACAUCAGGCAGCAAUCCAGACUUCAUGAAGCUGGUGAACCCAUCAAGCAGGGAUCCUUUCAUGUGGAUUUUCCUGAGCCUAAAGCCGAAGAAUGUGAGAUUGCCAAGACUAUAGAAUCCGAGUUAAACAAGUUUGGGAACGGCAAUGUGGUUUCUGACUCACUAAAUAACCUCAAAAUCACCACCGGUGAUUGAGACUGUUGUGGUAACUUGUUAUAAUGGAGGUGAGGAUUUGCACUGAAGAAGACUUAGCAGCCUAUGAUGUAUUUGGCCAUCUAAAAUGACUUGUACUAAUGUGGUAGGAGGUUCUUAUGCUGUUUCUACAAGUAUUCUACAGUACUAGUCUUGUUUAUGUAAGUCUCAGAAAUUCUGGGGUAGUCAGCAUAAUAUAGUUCCCAUCUUCAAAUCAUGCUAUGGAGGCAGUAGAGAAAUGUCAGAUACAAUAUUUUAUACCUGAUUUUCAUCCUAGCUAUGGAAGACCAUAUUCUUUUUUAUGUUAUAGUUUUGAUGAGUAGAUAUCUUCAUCAUUCGACCA